This is a messenger RNA of Balaenoptera musculus (blue whale), 3518 nucleotides long. It is a transcript of the gene YPEL1, whose product is annotated as yippee like 1. Bases 97 to 807 code for a protein of 236 amino acids. NCBI's taxonomy places the organism in Eukaryota, Metazoa, Chordata, Mammalia, Artiodactyla, Balaenopteridae. The record is from RefSeq and is a predicted model, not a curated record. The transcript has 6 exons.
GCCUCGCGCGCGGCCGGGGAGCCAACGGCCGCAGCGCGUCCCGGGCCGCGCCGGGGCCGCCGGAGAGCCGCGCCCGAGCUGAGCGAGGCCGGGCCGAUGGGCGCUGCGGGCCGGGGCGCGGACCGGCGGGCGGCGGAGAGAAACUUCUGGAAUCCAGAAUGUUGUUUUUGGCCUAAGAACUUACCCCACACUAACAUCUUCGUGGGGUGGUGGCUGCUCCCCAAACCCAGGGGACACGGCGGCUGCAGUAGAAGUGAGGCACGUGAUGCAUUUCACCUCAGGUUGUGGCGUUUUUCUCUCACCCCAGCUGUGUGGACAGGGCCACACGCCCUCCAAACAACAACGGCUCUUGCGUGCAUGUUCCAGUGUUUCUUCUGUCAGAGAGCCCAGCAGAGCUGCAGCUCCUCCCGUGCCAGCCCUGAGCUGAGCCAGGAGUGCCCAGCGGAGAUGGUGAAGAUGACAAGGUCCAAAACUUUCCAAGCGUAUCUGCCAAACUGCCACCGAACGUACAGUUGUGUCCACUGCAGGGCCCACCUGGCCAAUCACGAUGAGCUGAUCUCCAAGUCCUUUCAGGGAAGUCAGGGACGAGCCUACCUCUUCAACUCAGUGGUGAACGUGGGCUGCGGCCCUGCGGAGGAGCGGGUCCUUCUUACCGGCCUGCACGCCGUGGCGGACAUCUACUGUGAGAACUGCAAGACCACACUCGGGUGGAAAUACGAACACGCCUUUGAGAGCAGUCAGAAAUAUAAGGAAGGAAAAUUUAUCAUUGAGCUUGCUCACAUGAUCAAAGACAAUGGUUGGGAGUAAAGUGAAAACUUCCUGUUCUCUUUUGAAUAUGAUUUUGUGAAAGAGACGGUAAAUGUAAUGGAAACAUAGGCACAUCUGAUGGCAGUGUUUCUUGAACUCAAGUCUCACAGGCGGCCUCUCCAGGCCAAUCCCCUGGGUAAGGCGUCCCUCCGAUCUGUGUCUUCAAUAACACGGUUAUUUCUGAAAAGUUUCAAUGACCUUUUUCUAAUUUCUCAAGAUGUAGAGAAAAGACCUAACCAACUGGUGACUUAUCCAUCCAGUUAACACCUUCUUUAACCAAUGCCUUUAAGAUAGUUUGGCUCUGCUCUUUCGUGUUUGAUAGAAAACCAGACCGAAGCCCCAAAGCCCACAGGGAGGUCUCUUCGGAGAGCCAGCUUCCCCUCUUGUUUGGAUAGAAGGUACAGUAACCACUGCUCCCCGAUUCGUGGAACAACACGUUGGUUAUUCUUCUCGCAGAUGAGCUGUGAGGGCAGUGCUUAUUUAGGAAUCUCUCAGACAUCUAUGAAUCUAUGCACCAAGGGUGUUUUUUAGCCUUGUUCAAAAACCGAGGCCACCAGUGAUAACAUUUUAGAUAAGCUAUAAAUAGAGAAGUGUGUCUAAUGGAACAUGCUGUUUAUUUAAGUCAGUAGCUCCCUUAUCUCACAGGCAAGUGAAUGAGUAGUUAGCAGAGACAGUCUCGGGCUGGUGUGCAGGCACAGGCCCACGGGGGCUCCAGGUCAGGCACUGGGCCGCUGGUCCAUGGAGUUAGGGUGGAACGCGCUGGACCAAGAGAAAUCGGGUUUCCUUUUCUACUCUGAUGUAUUUGAAGAAAAAAUUAUUUUUUGCAUAUUUGAAAGAGGCCAGAGCAGGCUAGGCUUCCAAAUUUAACAUUUGCCAGAUAGUUUUAAAAUUUUUUUGGAAAAGGUUACAGUCAGAAGACAAGGUUUAAACUUUGCAGUGAAGAUGUUUGGUUUAUUCAGCAGGUCCCCGUGCCUCCCUGGUUCUGUCCUGUGGGCCGACACAGGCAGGGCCCAGCAGCCUCCCGAGUCCUGCGUUUCUGCCACAGGUUCAAGUUCCGACUCACCCGUGCCUAUGCAGGGAGUGGGCACCACCCACGGGUUUUGGCCGCUUUGCAGAGAAUGGAGGCCAAAAGGCAUCCCCACAACAGUUUUCGUGUUCAGUGUUCUACCUGGCUCUGGCCAGUGGGCCCAGCCUGCCACUGGGCGUCUGGGGGCCUUCAGUGUGGUCACCGGGGCAUGAGACUCCCGGGACCCCAGUGCUGAGGGUCAGAGAGAGGGCUGAGGGAGUGGGGAAGAGAGGAGGGCACAGGCCGGCUCCCAAACUCCUUCAGACGAGGUUAGUCCUAUGGCCACAAGCGCGAGCUGGCUAGGGACAGAGAGGGACCGGCUGCCAGUUGGUGGGUGGCCCUCCCCUGACCCCCAGCCACUCACCUGGGCUUCCCUUUGACACCAUCUCUGCCUGGACCUGCAGCCUGGAUUGUGGGGAGUGUCCUGCCUGCCCUGGGUGCUGGGUCGUCCACGAGGGUGCCCAGCGGGCCUGGAUGCAUCUCAAGUUGCCAAGGAAGUGCUUGGCACGGCGCAAGCCUCCACUGCAGGCACUCUGCCGCCUCCCAAGCUGGGCCCCGGGCCUGGUCCUCAGUGCCCCGUGAAGGCCCGGCCAGCACCUUCCCUGAGACGUGAGUACGAAUCCCUGAGACCCCACCUGAGCCAGCGGCUCCUCAGCCGGGCCUCCUCCCCAAGCUUCAGCCUGUGGCCCAGCUGCUUCUCCAAAAGAUGCUUGCUGAUGCUGAGGAACCUCCUAAAAUUCCUCUGUAUACACUCAACUUAUAUUUAGAGCUUUUGUAUGUUCUGGGCACAGUUACCGCUCCUCCGCUCUGAGCACUUUGGUUUUGUGCCGUCUCUGUGGUGGCAUUGAAGUGUUUUUACCAGUGGUCCAUGAUGACUUUUGUAUUUUUGUAGCUGACACCAACAAAGACUCUUAACAAUUUUCUUGUUAGUCUUCUGCAAAAUCCGAGCUCCUUUUGAAACCAAAUGAACUGACUGUGAGCAGCUUCAAGGACGGACACUCACGAGACCACAACCAGAUGUGCUGGUCGAGUGCUCUGGAAUGCGCCACCCUUUUAAAUUCCUAAACAGUAAAUAUCACCCUGUGACUUUUAUUUAUUUAAGAUAUUUUUUUCCUUGCGAAGAGUGGGAGGUGAUGCCAGGAUUAUAAAUGCAUUUAAGUUAAACUAUGUAAUGUCUUCUGCACAGUACAUAUAUAUAUAGUAUUUUUAUACCUUAACGCUUGUUCUUGAUGGCAUCUGUCAGAUAUUAGGAGGGAUCAGAAAUGGGAAUUGUUUAAAAAGUCCUUUAAUUUACCUGAUAACCUCACCAGGGACUUAACAAAAUCUGAACGUUUUUAAUAUCUAGAAAACUAAAAUUUAAGCUCAAAAUGACCUACAGAAAUGUAAACCCUCAUUUAUCAAAGCCUCUGGGCAGGCCUGUCCUCUGCUGUGGGUGGCGCCGCGGGGCUGCAGCCCAGGGUGGCCGGCCUUCCCUCAGGGCAGUUGGGCACAGCUGCCGGACAGACGGAUGGACAGAAGCCCAGGCCAGCCCGAAGGUUUGCCCCUCAAGCAGGACUGCCAAGCUCACGUGCACAGGCUUCCUCUGGCCCCACGUCCGGCUCUCCGUCCUCUGUCUGUGUGAGGUUUAAAAAUAAAGCUUCCAACA